This is a messenger RNA of Quercus robur (English oak), 2367 nucleotides long. RefSeq lists its product as uncharacterized. Gene Ontology annotation, molecular function: snoRNA binding; protein binding. The transcript has 6 exons. Gene Ontology annotation, biological process: maturation of SSU-rRNA from tricistronic rRNA transcript (SSU-rRNA, 5.8S rRNA, LSU-rRNA). NCBI's taxonomy places the organism in Eukaryota, Viridiplantae, Streptophyta, Magnoliopsida, Fagales, Fagaceae. Gene Ontology annotation, cellular component: Pwp2p-containing subcomplex of 90S preribosome; small-subunit processome. The record is from RefSeq and is a predicted model, not a curated record. The coding region runs from base 245 to 2212 and encodes 655 amino acids.
AACCCAAAACCCUAGCUAGUCCAACGUACCACAACGGUGCCACCCCUCUCUCUCUCUCUCUCACACACACAUACACACACACACACAUACACACACACAAAGUUUAGGGUUUCAUAUUCAUUCAUACUAUCCUCAAAACCAAUUUCAGGGUUUUUCAAAUCCUUUGCCACACAAUACAUUGUUAGGUUUUCGAUUCCUUCUCUUCUCAAUUCGUUAACUCACAAACAGAUUUUUUGAAACAACAAUGGCUGACGUGGUGCAAUACCGGCUGGAGCGAAUGGUGAACGAGCUCGACGACUUCGAGCGGCGCGGCCUCUUCACGCGCCGAGAGAUCGCCGAGAUCGUCAAGCAGCGCCGCAAGUACGAGUACCGCCUGAAACGGCCUAGCCCGCUCAAGCAGGACUAUCUGGCUUACAUCGAGUACGAGACUCAGCUCGACUUGCUCCGCCGACUCAGGAAGAAGUCGGUGGCGCGUGAGCUUAAAGAAAAGGGAAACAUGAAGAUGAAGCAGUACCAUUCGGACUUCGCCGGCGUCACUAGGAUCGUCGAGAUUUUUCGCCUCGCUGUUACAAGGUUUAAAGGCGAUAUCGAUUUGUGGUUUCGGUACCUUGAGUUUUGUAGGCUAAAAAGGAAUGGAAGAAUGAAAAAGGUAUUGGCCCAGGUAAUUAGGUUCCAUCCAAAGGUCCCAGGAGUUUGGAUAUAUGCUGCAGCUUGGGAAUUUGACCAUAACUUAAAUGUUGCAGCUGCCCGUGCUCUCAUGCAGAGUGGUUUGAGAGUCUGUCCAACUUCAGAAGACCUUUGGGUAGAGUAUCUUCGGAUGGAACUUACUUACCUUAAUAAGUUAAAGGCCCGGAAGGUUGCACUUGGGGAGGAUGAGGGAACUCUGGUCCGUGAUACUAGACUUGCUGAUGAAAAAGAAUGGAGAGAAGAAAACAAGGAUUUAUUUAUGUCCCUUAAAGAUGAAGAAGAAAAUAAUGAUGGAGCAAAUGUUGAAAAUGAAGGGUUAAAGAUGAAAGUAGAUUUGUUUCGGCAGCAAGGUUUGAGCGUUUUAGAAACUAUUUAUAGUGCAGCAGUCAAAGCGCUCCCUUCUAGUUUUAGCCUGAGAAAGCGGUUGUUUGAGAUAUUGGAAGCAACAGACCUAGCACAUUCUGAAGAAAAGCGUGAGGAGAUGCUAAAUGACAUGAAGAGAGAUUUUUCAACAGAACCAGAAUAUUGGGACUGGCUUGCAAAACUUGAAAUUGUUGGUCCUAAAAGUACACAAGGCAUGAGUGAACAAAAAAUUGUGCUUUCUCAGGUGCAAAAAACAAUUCAGGUUUAUGAGGAGGCUUUAAAUAUUGUACCUUCAGCCAUGAUGUUUAAUCUGUAUGCAAAGUUUUUGAUGGGUAUUAUUGCUCCCCCAGAACAAGAAAACCAAAAUUCUUUGUUGCCCAGUCAUAAUGUAAAUUAUACUUCGCGCCUUUUGAUGGUAUAUGAGAAGGCUGAAAAAAUGGGUUACAUUACAGAGGACCUUGCUUGCCAACAUAUUUCAUUUUAUUUGCAAUUGGGACAAUUGGAUGAAGCCAGGAAACUGGCAGAAAAGCUUUGCAGUGGAAAACUAUCAGAUUCAGCACAGUUAUGGCUAUUAAGGGUCUCAAUAGAAAUUAGAUGCAUUAUGAAGGAUUCUUCUUCUCCAAGUAAAGCUGAUCUACAAUCCAUCUUUGAACUUCUAACAAAAAUUCUGCCGAAAGUGUCCAUCUCGAAAGCUGAAAGCUUGUGGCUAAUGGCCCUCAAGUUCUUUGCAAAUCAGAAGCGUUUUUUUGACAAGCUGGUAGAGAUUUCUCUUGCUUCAUUAGCUAGAGAUGGUGGCAGUGAAAAUGGCUUUUCCCUCUCUUCUGCUAUCGUUAAUUUUGUUCUUCAAAAGGAUGGAGUUCAGCAUGCAAGAGAGAUGUAUAAGCAAUUUCUUGCUUUGCCGCAUCCUGGUAUUGCUAUAUACAAAAAUUGCAUUGAAUUGGAAUCAAAUCUUUCUUCUGUUGGUGAUAAAGAUGGCAUUGUAAAUGCCCGCAAGUUAUAUGAAUCUGCACUUGCUACUUACGGCCAAAAUGUGAGCUUGUGGCAAGAUUACUAUUCAAUGGAGGCUAAGAUGGGAACAUCAGAAACAGCAACUGCUGUCCAUUGGCGUGCGCGGAAGACCCUAAAAGACUCAACUGCGCUCAUUGCACCUCUCAAUUUAUGAUUAUUUCUGUAUAUGCCAUCCAAAACUCAAUUUUGACCUCUUCCUUUUUUUGAAUGUAUUUUAAGAGAAACAGAUAAAUAGGACUACUUAUAGUUCAUUGCGUAACAAGUAACAACAAAAGUGAGCAAAUUUAAUUUUCAUUUUUGCUUUGUCAA